This is a messenger RNA of Amoebophrya sp. A120, 4063 nucleotides long. NCBI's taxonomy places the organism in Eukaryota, Dinophyceae, Syndiniales, Amoebophryaceae. The record is from the annotation of a GenBank genome assembly.
GGCGCCGUUGGGGGACGCAGUGCAUGCGCUCUUUUUUUCCGCCCACUGGCCUCAUUCCAUACGCGCCGUUUUUGGGCGAAUUUCUUUCCAUCCUCGCUCGGCCCGCCAACGGGGGCCGCAUGCGGGCUCCGCUGGCUUGCGGCCAGCGAGGCUUUGGCGCCGGCAGUGCCUCGGCGGCCGGCCCUUCCAUGGGUAGCGCGCCCGGAAUAGGAGGCUGGUCGAAAGUUAUAGCCUAUAAUGUAUAUUCAUGUUGUCGUGGAAUGCCGCAACCAAACGCACAGGCAACGCUAGAAGUUGCGCUCUGUUGGCCGGAGAGAAAUCAAGGAACGGGAUUGCCAAUGAACUAAGCUGCGACAAGUCGACGUGGUGGCGCCGGGCGCUUGACUCCGGAGUCUGGUGCCGUGUUCGGCUCUAGCGAAGAGCCCCAUGUCCAUGUCUACCGAGGAGCGGCGCCACGUGUGGAGCCUGUUAGUUUGUGGCCUUUGUCGCACAUCAUCAGGGUUGAUUUAGUUGCAUGCCCCUCCCUUCGUUCCUUUUGUGUUCGGGCAGCUUAUUCUUUAUUCAGUUUUGCACUUCUGGUUGGUCGGCCACUUGGGUGCCAGUAUGCAUGGAUGAGCGUCGACAGAAGCAAGUGAGCUCCGCUUCGUUUUCGUUUACCCGCAGCGCGAUGUCGCUGCACCUGUUCCGUCCGCGGAAGCGGGCAUCACCAUGGCCGAGCAAGCAUGUCUCUCUGCUUCGUCUCUUCUUGCUUCCGGUGUCAUGGUUGCCUGCCAGCCUGCUCCCGGUCGGGACCCGUGCGAAGCUCGCAACUCGCGCUGAAGGCAAGCAGCGAGCGAUCACUAAGAUCGUGAAGUUGUUGGAAAAGAUGGAGGACCAACUGGAGAAGGACCAAGACGCCGACGACGACGCGAAGACGAAGAUGGACUGCUGGUGCAAGAACAACGCGCUGGAGAAGACCGACGCGGUGAAGCAGAAGGAGGCGGAGAUUCGGCAGUUGAACAGCGAGAUCGCGGCGCAGGGAGCGGAGGCGGCCCGGCUCAAGCUAUCUUUGGAGCAACUGGAGAAGGAUCUCGCCGAGAACGCGCAGGAAAUCGUCGAGGCGGAGGAGCGGCGGGAGCGCGAACACGAGGAAAACCAGAAGGCCAUCCUGGAGCUGACCGAGUCCGUCGGCCAAAUUAACUCCGCAAUCGUCGUGCUGCGUAAAAACACCGACUCGGCCCGCGCGGGCGCGGUGCUGAUGAAGUUGAAGAGCAAGGUGCAGGCUGGCGGUCAGGCCAGCUUGCUAUCCGCGGCUCUACGCGAGAAAUUGUUCGGGCUAAACCAACUUUCAGCUACAGCUUCUACAUCCGAACAGAAGAUUUCUGCGAAUUACAAAGCAACCGCCACUUCUCCUCCUUCGAAGGGGGCCAGUUUUCUGCAGGCAGACCAGACGGAGCAGCAGACGCCACUAGACACCACCUCCGUGGUAAGCAUGCUGACGGAGAUGCAGGUGACGUUCCAGGCUAACCUGCAAGAGACCGAGCAGCGAGAGGAACAGGCAGUGACCGCGUACCUGCAGUUACGCGAGGAUCGGAGCCAGCAGGCGGAGCGCAUGCGCGAGCAGCGCACGACCAAGCACGAGGCGCUUGCGCGGGCGGUCGAGGCGGAAGCGGACGCGAAGGUCGCCCUGUCCGAGGCCGAAGAGAUGCUGGACUCACUGGACGGCUGGAUCAGCGAGGCACGGAAAAUUUGCGCGGAAGCCGAAGACAUGUACGCAGUCCGAACGAAAGAGCGCUCGGAGGAACGGAAAGCACUCGGGGAAGCUGUUGGGGUACAGAAAUUCUGUUUGUUUCAGACGAGGCACUUCUCUUUUUUUUGUUUGUGCAUGAUCAGCCAGCGUCUCCGUCUUGUUCAUCACAUUCACUACAAGUUCACGCACAGCUCCUCCAGAAAGUUGACUGGAACAUGCGCGCCAGCAACAAGGUUUUUGUUUCUGAAAUCUACUUCAUCUACUGACAAAGAUCACCCUUGUUUUGCAUUCGCUUUACAUGCCAUGGAAUACGUUUAUGUUAUCGUUAGUAUGAAACUACUUCAACAUGAUAUACCACCAGAUCCUCGCAUCCGAUGAAGCCCGGGACGCGUUCAAGAAGGUGCAGCCACUGGAAGGAACCUCCGGCGCGGCAACGAGCUUUUUGCAGUUGGGUGUUUGGCGGUCGCCGGCCAUGUCGUUGAUUACCUCCGCGUCGGUGCAGAUGGAGCGCUUGUUCCGCCCGAUUUUCGAGCUGGACACCAACGGGCGCAGAAAGCAACUGGCGGUGGAACUGCUUCAGGCGGCCAAAAUCAAGAAGGAACAACUGCGGCAGACUCCGAGCGGCGAGCGCACCGGAAAAGCGCUGGACAGUGUGGUGGAGCGGAUUCUCGGCUUGAUUGCCGACCUCAAAUCCGAGAACCGCGAGGAGCAAAUCGAGAAGGCGCGGUGCCAGAAGAGCAUGCACGACCACAGUCUGGAGGACCAGCGACUGAGCAACGAGGUCCAGAAGACCGAGACCGAGGAGGGGCUGUUGCAGGGCAAGUUGGAAGGGCUCGAAAAAGACGAGGAGCAGGCGAAGGAGGAGAAGAAGGACCUGGAAAAGCAGAUGGCCAAGGCCGAGAAAAACCACGAAGCGGAAAAAGCGGAUCUGGAAACGCAGAUUGGCGACCAGAUCGCUGUGCAAAAACUGCUGAUCCGCGCUUUGCGGGCUCUUCAAGCCUUCUACGACAAGAAAGCCAGCGCCGACGAACUGGAGGAAACGAUGGGAGACGAUAGUAGUGCCGCGACCACCACCGUUCCUGCGACUUUGUUCGUCCAGAAAACAUCAAGCGGCGUCAGUGCCGCGACUGCCCUCCGGCGCUUUAGGCAGGACCCACCCCCGCCACAAUUCCAGGCGUAUGAAGCACACGACUACCGCCACGGGGUCUUGCAGAUGCUCGAAAACGUCAAAAACGAGGCUGUUGUAUCAAAAUGAAAUGUGUUUGUUGAUGUCGAUGUAGAAUUUUAUUUUACAACAGUGGUGCCUUUCGGCAGAUAGAGCAAGGGCGUAGCAAAAAUGAGGAUGAAGUUGUACUUAGGCCGUCUAGGCAGCAUUUCGAGAACAAUUAAGGUACUACAUAGUUUUCUCGGUCCAAAGGGUAUCAGCAAAGCCACCAGAGCGAAACGAACUGAAGAUCAAAGAUCUUUCAAAACAUGAUCUCCGAACUCAUUAGACGUCCCAAAUCAACGUCAACCUGAUGUUCUUGUGUCAGCACAAAAGAUCCUACAGCAUCAAGAACCCCUUUCCUUUGCAUAGCACAGUGCCCAGCAGCAGUUGGAGCGGUCUAUGUCGGAAGCGAUCGCGAACUACGGCGCAUUGGUGUCGGAGAACACCAAAACGAUGGAGGCACUGCAAACGAAGCUGGCCGACCUGGACGCGGAGCAGGCAGCGACCACGAAAGACCUGUCGGCAACACAGGAGGAGCUGAAGAACUUGAAGGCCGAACACUACACACUGACGGAAGCCAUGGCAGGGGAGCGGAAACUGUGUCUGCCCGUCCUCGAGAAGUUCGCGCAAAACCAGGAGGCGCGCACGCGCGAAGCAGAGGCGCUGAACGAAGCCAUCGCUAUCCUCAAGGGUGCCGACAUCGACUCAGGUGAAUUCGCGGAAAAAACUCUCGGGAACCCGUGAUUGAAAAGCGGAGGAUUAAUGUUUCAUCCAGCAUUGUGACGGACGAACACAGGUCGACACAGUUCUAGUUGCGCUUUUUUUUCCUGAAACUUCUUCAUUCGUCGACGCAAAAUGAAGGGGGAAACACAGUCAGAUUCCAUCUAAUUGCAGGGAAAACUUUUGUGUCCGUACUGGCGCCGGUGAAGCGAGGACAAUAGCGAGGUAUUUUAUGUAUGAUGCUGGCGAGCAAAAUGCCCAUGCCACGGGCGACGUUUACUAAACCUCGUUCAAGAACAUUGUACCCAGUGACAGGAGCUGGAUCUGCACGUAGAAAAUGCUGACCCUGCCUGAAGCUUUUUUUCUUUUCUAUCACUUUGCAUCUGAGUGAAGGUGAACAGCACAGC